This is a messenger RNA of Daldinia childiae, 723 nucleotides long. RefSeq lists its product as uncharacterized. The record is from RefSeq and is a predicted model, not a curated record. The coding region runs from base 1 to 723 and encodes 240 amino acids. Lineage: Eukaryota; Fungi; Ascomycota; Sordariomycetes; Xylariales; Hypoxylaceae. The transcript has a single exon.
AUGUGCCAGUACAUGUGGGUCACCUACCGCUGCGCGCACACCGAGCUCCUAGCCGGGCCUAACUGCAACUUCGUGCUUACGCAACUAUCCCGCAUCCACCAGCCCGAAGCCUGGACGCCCGAGGGCCAACAAAUCCUCCCUUUCGACUGGCCAAACGCAUGCUUGCCUGGAGACCACAACACGAUCCCCAUACCUUGCGACAAGUGGUGCGGCUGGGAGUGCCAGAACACAUUUGCUCCGACGCAGCGUACGGGCGACAGGAUCACCUCCUUCGGUGGCCAAGUGUCCCCCGCAACCGACAGCGUGGUCGUGGCAACGCAGGCUGAUUGGCAAGGAAAUAGGUUCCAGAGCUCGUAUCCUGAGUACAAGUCUCCUAGCUACCACGGCAAUGACGACUACCAUAUGAACCAGUAUGAUGGCGCGAACUAUGUUCCGGGUUCUCAUGCUUUUGGUGCCUAUCCGGCUGUUGGAGCCAUGGAUAAUUCUGGCACGGCGUCUAUGGGAUCAGGACUCGCUCAUAUGACCACAAACGAAGCAGUGACAGACAUGGAUCCUAGCUUGUCAAGUAUGGACACAGGAACGAACAUGAUAGGGACAACGGGAACAUUAGGGAUGCAGGGAGCGCAGUAUGGAGUACCCCGAAUAGGAGUAGGUUGGAGAGAGGAGAAGGAUGAAGUGGGGAUUAUUGGAGAUUGGUGGAAGGAUGGUGAUGUCUUUAACUAA